UUCACAAAGGUGUCACUCUUCUCCUGACAGCAAUCUCUCUGGCCAAUGAGGAGCGAUCGUUCCCUGGCACACGCUUCAAACCCUCCACCUCCCUCAAAUAACCUGCCACCGACACGCUGACACACGUUUCUGCUUUAGGUGGUCACUGCGUAGCUAAACUUCGAGGUUAACUUUGCUGAAGACUAGGAAACACUCUGGCAGCUGCGCUGGAUUUAAGAGGUUUAUAAGCAGGUGCAGCAGACCUAGACGUUGUGGACAUUCACACAAAUCAAAGCAGCAUGCAGGAGAACAGCAUGGAUCAGCCCACGUCUUUAUCGCAGCUUCUGCGUGAGAGUUACCUGGCCGAGGGCCGAGCCCAUCACAGACACGGCGAAUCCAGCUGCAUAGACUCCCCUCGUCGCCUGGUCUACGGGACGCUCAAGGAGAAAGCAGACGACUCCAGUGGGAAAGUGGAUCCACAGUUCUCGGACCUGUCUGCCUUCCUGAGCCAGGAGGAACUGGACAAGAGCGUGGAUCUGGCCUGCAAAGCGUUCAGCAGCGAUCCUCGAGAACGUGAGGAGAGAUCCGACGCACCUCCAUCAGUGAGCCACUCUAAUCUUCCUUCCAACAAACCCUCUCCAGAAGCAGAGGUCAUUUCGGAAAGACACACAGUCCAGACUCCCAUUCAAGACAGUGCGAUCAGGAACGUCAGAAGAGCUAGGGAACCUGCGGCGGAUUUCAAAAGACCUCAGAGAAAUGCUCCUUACGGCUUGGAGACCCAAUCCAAGAAGGAGUUCCUCAACAAAGCAGCUGACUUCAUAGAAGAGCUUUCAUCUCUGUUUAAAGCCAGCAGCUCCAAGAGAAUUCGGCCUCGUACCUGCAAAACCCACCGGAGCCGAUGCCAGAACAAAACCCAGCCUGAUGGCACUUCAUUCUCCAUUAAUGCAGAAGAUCGAGAGAGGCCUAUUCUGCUCAACCAACAGAUGGAGGAGCCGAUGGAGAACAGUGGAGACACGGAGGAGCCGUAUGAGGCAGAGGAGCAUCAGGAGCCGGAGAUGGUGUGUGAGGAACCGGCUCUGAUUCAGCCUGAGAGCUCGGAGGAACCCGUGUGUGAACCUCCGCACUUUAUACAGAAACUCAAAAGCAGGGAGGUUUCUGAGGGCAGUAAAGUCCAGUUGGAUUGUAUCGUCAGAGGACUGCCUGCUCCUGAAGUUCGGUGGUUUUGUGAGGGUAAAGAGCUGGAAAACAGUCCUGAUAUUCAGAUCAUCGCUAACGGUGAGCGACACUCUCUGAUCAUAACAGAGGCGUUUGAAGAAGACACGGGCAGAUACUCGUGCUUUGCCUCCAACUUUUAUGGCACAGACUCCACCUCAGCAGAAAUCUACAUUGAGGGAGCGUCUUCGUCAGAUUCUGAUGUAGAACAACAUUUUCAAGCACAACUCCAUAAAAGAUCUGCUCAGCCCAACCCUGCUGUGGUCUUGGUAGAACCCAUCACAUGCACGUCAGCUGAAGAUACCAUACCAACUAUAACAAACACCUGCGCUGAACCACCAGCACCUUCUGACGCAGAAGAAGUGCCACUGACUGAGCUGAUUGCUGACUCAACCUCUAAACAGGAAGAUACAGAACUUCUGAGUUCCAAAGCUGUCAGCUCUGAAAUACCUGUACUAGAAUCAACCGUACCUUUAUUAGAACCUCCAACACCGAUAUCUGAGGUGGAGCCCACUCCACCUAUUCCUUCACUGCCCAUUGCACCACCAUCACCUCCAUCACCUCCAUCCAGCCAAAGUGUCUCUGAUAUACUGUUAACACCUCAUCAGAGCAAUCCUGAGAAUCUAAAUGGCAGCAGUAGUUAUCUUCAAAACUUCGAUGUAAGGCCCAUAAUGGCAGCUCCUGUUUUUACAAAGAACCUCCAGGAUAUCCUGGCUGUAGAGAGUCAGCUGGUAGUUCUGGAGUGCAGAGUAAAAGGCAUUCCCUCCCCUAAAGUGGACUGGUACCGGGAAGGAACACUUAUUGAAGAUUCUCCAGACUUCAGGAUCCUCCAGAAGAAACCAAGAUCCAUGGCUGAAUCUGAGGAGAUAUGUACUUUGGUUAUUGCGGAGGUCUUUCCAGAGGAUUCUGGAACAUUUACCUGUACAGCCAGCAAUAAAUAUGGCACAAUUUCCAGUACUGCAGCAUUGAGAGUAAAAGGACACAAUAAUAACAACAACAACCCUAAAACAACAAGCACUUUAACAGUGGAAUCCUCCCUCCAGAAGGUUCCAACAACAGAACUGAUAUCAACAACUUUAAAGCGUAAGCCAGAUGUUCCACUGGUAAACAACAACCUUCACUCAAGUAUGAUUUGCCUUGACCCUUUGAGCUCUGGAUUAAAGCAUACAGACCUUCAGGAUUCUGGAACUCUUUGCUCAGAAUCCCUAAAUCCUAGUACCCUUCGCCACAACCUCACCACUAGCCUUCCUAGUCUAAACCCUCUCAGCAUUGGAAAAUACAGCACAGAUACUUUCAGGACUAGUUUACCUCAGCUAGACCCUCUCAGCUUCAGUUCUUCUUCACUGAACACAGACUCAAACCAUAAGUCUCUCAGCUCUAGCACAACACACUUUGAUUCAGGAGGGUCUGGUUUUAACCCUUCCACAGAAGUAACCCAAUGUCCAUCAAACGGAUCAGCCUCCGGCAUCACUAUGAGCUCUGAUGCCUGGGUUGAACCAUCACCAAAUGGUCCAAAAUCUACCCACAGCCCUUCUGUAACUAGUCUCCCACCAGAAAACUCCAGUAACCAUCAAGAGCGACCACCUGUUAAACCCCUACCAGAACCCCCAACUUCUUGCCUCAAGACAAGACCUGAGGGUGUGUUAGGGAAUCACAAUGAAUCCCCGCUCUAGUUCUCUCGGGUUGGCUCUCGGGUCGGCCUCCGUGUAACCUUUAAACUCCCGGAGGAUGAAGAAGAGGAAGGAAUGUCAUCCAAAGAACCACCACCAGUGUUGGCUAAACCAAAAUUAGACCCAGUGCAGCUUCAGAUCCUCCACAACCAGGUGCUUUUGGAACAGCAGCAAGAAAAUGUUUCCCCAAGCCAAGAUUCACCACAUUUAGACGGGACAAGUUGUGAGUCAACACCUGUCAAGCCAACUCAACCUCCAGCAAAUCCAGCGCCAUCACCACUCCAACAACCUCCUCUAUUAAUGAACUCUGCUCCAAUUCCACUGCCAAUCCUUGAAUCUGUCCCUCUACUUCCUGCAAUACCUGCUCCCAUUUUAAAAGCUGUACCUGUAUCCCAACUGAGCAUGCCUUUAACCAAUUCCAUGCCCUUGCCCCAACUUACUCCAUCAGCCACAACCUUACACACCCACCCUCCAAUACUUCAACCAAAUCUGAUUCCUACUACUUUAAGUACUUUUCCACCAGGUAUGGUUCCCUCUACCCUACUAACCCAAACGAAUGUGGUGCCCACUCUUCCUCAGCUGAAUAUAGGGCCAGUCUCACCCAAUGUGGCUUCAGUCACCCCUAUGCCAAGUGUGAUACCAACAAUCCCAAUAACUCAGCCUGGAGGAGCUCCCAACAUCCCUAUCCCUCCAAAUGUGGGACCUUCUGCACCUUUUCCUCAACUUAUCAUGGCUCCAACAACCCAACCACCUAACCAUGUGGUCAACAUGCCACCCAUUACUCCUUCCACUCAUAUUUCACAAAUAAACAUGAAUCCAACCAGAACACAGGCAUUGAUGAUACCUGAUGCAUUAGCAUUGAACAACACUGCACCAAAGAUAAACACCACCUCAAAUUCUCAUCCCAGCCUGGCUCCACAAGACACAUAUUCUCAAGCUGUGUCUUAUCCAUCCCUGAGUAAAAUCACCUCACCUCAUCUGGUGAGAAAUCAACCUGCACCCAUACCGAGUCCAAUGUCUCCACCUCCGGUCCACGACACCCAGCCUCCACUUCCUGGGAUUAUUCCAGUCUCCACCCAGAGCUUCAGCUACACAAGGCCAAAGGAGUUCAUCACUGCCCAGAUGAUCUCUCCUAUGAGGAGUCCUUCCCCAACUGAGUCUCCUGUUCCAAUGCUCCACGAGUUAGCUGCACAGAUAUUCCCGAAGUCGACACGGGAGCUCAUGUCGCCCGUCAACCAGUUAUCUCCAUCCCCAAGAAAGUUCCCAACAAGAGUUCUAGAGUGUCCAAGCAGCCCACCAUAUGUGUCCUCACCACCUCUACUGCCUCCCGGGAUGGUGAAUUCAGUGUUUUCUUUUAGACCUCAGUCACCCCUACAAGCUUCUUCACCAACGUCUAGCAGCUCCACCCCUAGCCCCAUCCAAAAUCCAGUGGCCUUCCUUAGUUCAGUCCUUCCUUCACUUCCAACAUCUCCUCCAACCAAUGCCAUGGGGUUGCCUAAGAGGGCCCCACCUGGGCCCCAAGCUGCACUGAAAAAGAAUCAAAGAGGUUCCAGACUCAUGUCUGAUGACGACAUCCGCGGGAGCAAGGAAGCGCUUUUACAAGAUAUUGAGAAGAAGUUGCGAUUUAAAGAUGAACAGCUUCAUUUUGGGCAGCAGAAGCCGAAUUAUUGGGGGGAAGUGAGCCGCCCGCUCGGACCAAACAUUCCCACCGCAACUGUCAUUAACUAUGACGAGGAAUACAAGGUGUCGAGCUUUGAGCAGAGGCUAUUGAGUGAGAUCGAGUUUCGUUUGGAAAGAACUCCAGUUGAAGAGUCGGACGAUGAAGUUCAGCACGAUGAAAUUCCCUCCGGAAGAUGCAUCGCGCCCAUCUUCGACAAGAAACUGAAGCACUUCAGAGCUGUGGAAGGGAUUCCUGUCACAUUUACCUGUAAAGUUGUUGGAAUUCCUGUUCCUAAAGUUUACUGGUUUAAGGAUGGGAAGCAGAUUUUGAAGAGAAACGAGCACUAUAAGAAGAUCAGAGAGGGUGAUGGGACGUGUUCGUUACACAUAGAAGCCGUCACAAGUGAUGAUGAUGGCAAUUAUACGGUCAUGGCAGCGAAUCCACAGGGUCGAAUAAGCUGCUCUGGACAUUUGAUUGUCCAAACAGGUCCCGUGCGAAACCGGCCCAUGGUUCACUCGCAGAGGUGAACAAGUUUUAUAGACUUGCGUGUGUAAUAUUUCUGUUUUCAAGAGCGCUUCUUUCGUCCGCACUUCCUGCAGGCUCCGGGAGACAUGUCGGCUCACGAGGGACAGCUCUGUAGGUUAGACUGCAAGGUGAGUGGGUUACCUCAUCCUGAAAUCAUGUGGCUCCUGAACGGGAAGCCCAUAUAUCCAGACCUCACUCAUCGCAUGCUUGUGAGAGAAAAUGGCAUCCAUUCUCUAGUUAUUGACCCUUUGACUCAAGCUGAUGACGGGACGUACACCUGCAUCGCCUCAAAUAAAGCUGGACAGAGUUCAUUCGGCCUCCAGCUCAAAGUAGUGGAAAAAGAGCUGAAGCAGGCGCCUCAUUUUGUGGAAAAGCUGCAGAACACGGGCAUCGCUGAGGGCACCCCGGUGCGUCUGGAGUGCAGAGUCGUGGGAAUGCCGCAGCCGCUCAUCUACUGGAAGAAAGACAACGACACAAUCCCUCACUCAGUGGACAGAGUCAGCAUGCAUCAGGACACUACAGGUUAUGUUUGUCUACUGAUUCAACCGACCAGAAAGGAAGAUGCUGGCUGGUACACCGUGUCUGCAAAAAAUGAGGCAGGGAUCAUAUCAUGUACAGCCAGACUAGACAUAUAUGCUCAGUGGUAUCAGCACGUUCACCCACCGAUGAAGAAAGCGCAGCUCAGCGGCAGUCGAUACGCUGCUCUCACCGGACAGGGUCUGGAUAUAAAGUCAACCUUCCCCAUGAGUGACAACGGCCUCGUCAUAUUCUCCGCCUCCCAACCAGAGCGAACGGCAGAAAGUGAAGAGCUGUAGACGCUCGCAGCAGAUCUUUUAAACUAGCAAACAAGAAUCUGAUGUCUCUGCACUCGUUUGUAGUCGAAGUACAAAUGUCCUCACCCUCAGGUCAUGUGAGAUCAGGAUGAGUUUGUUUCUUCAUCAGAUUUGGAGAAAUGUAGCAUUGCAUCACUUGCUCUGCAGUGAAUGGGUGCCGUCAGAAUGAGAGUCCAAA
Molecule: messenger RNA, 6057 nt
Organism: Cyprinus carpio (common carp)
Lineage: Eukaryota; Metazoa; Chordata; Actinopteri; Cypriniformes; Cyprinidae
Product: myopalladin-like
Exons: 21
Source: RefSeq, a predicted model, not a curated record